Centropristis striata (black sea bass) is the source of this 8844-nucleotide messenger RNA. RefSeq lists its product as uncharacterized. Bases 10 to 8583 code for a protein of 2857 amino acids. The record is from RefSeq and is a predicted model, not a curated record. Lineage: Eukaryota; Metazoa; Chordata; Actinopteri; Perciformes; Serranidae. The transcript has 31 exons. Gene Ontology annotation, molecular function: protein binding.
UGUGUGUCCAUGAAGAGUGACAAGUCUAUGGGUACUCCUUUUUUCUUCAAAGAUGAACGCCACUAUGUUGAUCAAAGAGUGGACCAGGAGAGCUCAGAGGUUCCCAGUGGUCACUCUGCCCAGCAGCAUCAAACGCACCUGGAUUCCAUAUUUAGGCUGCUGGAGGAGGACAUCGUCACUUUUGUGAAGAACGAGCUGAAGAAGAUGCAGAAGGUUCUGAGUCCAGAUUACCCAGAAUGCUUAGAGAGUCAGAGGGAGGAUGAGGAGGAGUUGGAGGGUGAGGAUGAGGAGCAGAGGAGGAGAAGCAGAGUGGAGUUUCUGAAGAUCACACUUCACUUCCUGAGAAGAAUGAAGCAGGAGGAGCUGGCUGACUGUCUGCAGAGCAGAACUCGUGCUGCAGUGGGCCGACGCAGCCUGAAGUCUAACUUGAAGAAGAAGUUCCAGUGUGUGUUUGAGGGGGUUUCUAAAGCAGGAAACCCAACCCUUCUGAAUCAGAUCUACACAGAGCUCUACAUCAUAGAGGGAGGGACUGCAGAGGUCAAUAAGGAACAUGAGGUCAGACAGAUUGAAACAGCAUCCAGGAAACCAGCCAGACCAGAAACAACAAUCAGACGAGAAGACAUCUUUAAAGCCUCACCAGGAAGACAUGAACCAAUCAGAACAGUGCUGACAAAGGGAGUGGCUGGCAUUGGGAAAACAGUCUUAACACAGAAGUUCACUCUGGACUGGGCUGAAGACAAAACCAACCAGGACACCCACUUCACAUUUCCAUUCACUUUCAGAGAGUUGAAUGUGCUGAAAGAGAAAAAGUUCAGCUUGGUGGAACUUGUUCAUCACUUCUUCCCUGAAACCAAAGAAGCACGGUUUGAAGAGUUUGAUGUUAUGUUCAUCUUUGACGGUCUGGAUGAGUGUCGACUUCCUCUGGACUUCAACAACACUGAGACCCUGACUGAUGUCACAGAGUCCACCUCAGUGGAUGUGCUGCUGACAAACCUCAUCAGGGGGAAACUGCUUCCCUCUGCUCGCCUCUGGAUAACCACACGACCUGCAGCAGCCAAUCAGAUCCCUGCUGACUGCGUUGACAUGGUGACAGAGGUCAGAGGGUUCACUGACCCACAGAAGGAGGAGUACUUCAGGAAGAGAUUCAGAGAUGAGGAGCAGGCCGGCAGGAUCAUCUCCCACAUCAAGACAUCACGAAGCCUCCACAUCAUGUGCCACAUCCCAGUCUUCUGCUGGAUCUCUGCUGGAGUUCUGGAGGAGCUGAUGAAAACCAGAGAGGGAGGAGAGCUGCCCAAGACCCAGACUGAGAUGUACAUCCACUUCCUGGUGGUUCAGUCCAAAAUAAAGAACAUCAAAUAUGAUGGAGGAGCUGAGACGGAUCCACACUGGAGUCCAGAGAGCAGGAAGAUGAUCGAGUCUCUGGGAAAACUUGCUUUUGAUCAGCUGCAGAAAGGGAACCUGAUCUUCUAUGACUCAGACCUGACAGAGUGUGGCAUCGAUAUCACAGCAGCCUCAGUGUAUUCAGGAGUGUUUACACAGGUCUUUAGAGAGGAGAGAGGACUGUACCAGGACAGGGUGUUCUGCUUUGUCCAUCUGAGUGUUCAGGAGUUUCUGGCUGCUCUUCAUGUCCAUCUGACCUUCUUCAACUCUGGAGUCAAUCUGAUGGAAGAAAAACAAACAACCUCCAACUGGUUUAUCCUACUACUAAACAAACCUGAACCAACACGUCUCUACCAGAGUGCUGUUGACAAGGCCUUACAGAGUCCAAAUGGACAUCUGGACUUGUUCCUCCGCUUCCUCCUGGGUCUUUCUCUGGAGACCAAUCAAACUCUCCUCAGAGGCCUGCUGAGACAAACAGGAAGUAACUCAAAGACCAAUCAGAAAACAGUUGAAUACAUCAAGAAGAAGAUCAGUGGGGAUCUGUAUGUAGAGAGAAGCAUCAACCUGUUCCACUGUCUGAAUGAACUGAAUGACCAUUCUCUAGUGGAGCAGAUCCAACAGUCCAUGAGAUCAGGAAGUCUCUCCACAGAUAAACUGUCUCCUGCUCACUGGUCAGCUCUGGUCUUCAUCUUACUGUCAUCAGAAACAGAUCUGGACGUGUUUGACCUGAAGAAAUACUCUGCUUCAGAGGAGGCUCUUCUCAGGCUGCUGCCGCUGGUCAAAGUCUCCAACAAAGCUCUGCUUGGUGCCUGUAUGCUCUCAGAGAGAAGCUGUGAAGCUCUGUCCUCAGUCCUCAGCUCCCAGUCCUCUAGUCUGAGACACCUGGACCUGAGUAACAACGAACUGCAGGAUUCAGGAGUGCAGCAUUUUUCUGCUGGACUGAAGAGUCCGCACUGCAGACUGGAAACUCUCAGUCUGUCAGGCUGUAUGAUCACAGAGGAAGGCUGUGCUUCGCUGGCCUCAGCUCUGAGCUCCAACCCCUCCCAUCUGAAAGAGCUGGACCUGAGAUACAAUCAUCCAGGAGACUCAGGAGAGAAGUGUCUGUCUGCUGGACUGAUGGAUCCACACUGGAGACUGAAAACUCUCAGGAUGGACCAUAGUGGACUGCAGUGGUUGAAACCUGGUCUGAGGAAGUAUGUCUGUAAACUGGAACUGGACACAAACGCAGCAAACAGAAAACUCAAACUGUCUGACAGCAACACGAAGGUGACACGUGUGGAGGAGGAUCAGCCAUAUCCUGAUCAUCCAGACAGAUUUGACUGGUAUCCUCAGGUGCUGUGUAGAAUUGGUCGGACUGGUCGCUGUUACUGGGAGGUUGAGUGGAGAGGAAAAGUUGAUAUCUCAGUGUGUUACAGGGGAAUUGGCAGGGGAAGAGACAGUUAUGACUUUGUGUUUGGAGGGAAUGAUCAGUCCUGGAGUCUGAGGUGCUCUGAUGAAGAUUACUUUGUCUGCCACAAUAACAUUAGAACAGACCUCUCCUCCUCCUCCUCCUCCUCCUCCUCUGGUAGAGUAGCAGUGUAUGUGGACUGUCCUGCUGGCUCUCUGUCCUUCUACAGAGUCUCCUCUGACUCACUGAUCCACCUCCACACCUUCAACACCACAUUCACUGAACCUCUUUAUCCUGGGUUCAGGAUCUGGUCACCUGGUUCUUCAGUGUCUCUGUGUCCUCUGCAGUGUGAGGACAGAGAGGAGGGAGACCCUCCCUCUGAAACUACUCUGUGUUGGGAACAUGACAGCCAGACCAAAGCUAAGAGGAGGAAACUGGAAAAGCCUGAACCCAGCUGUGUGUCCAUGAGUGACCGGUCUAUGGGUACUCCUGUUGUCUUCAACGAUGAGCGCCACUAUGUUGAUCAAAGGAGGAAACUGGAAAAACCUGAACCCAGCUGUGUGUCCAUGAAGAGUCACCGGUCUAUGGGUACUCCUGUUGUCUUCAAUGAUGAGCGCCACUAUGUUGAUCAAAGGAGGAAACUGGAAAAACCUGAACCCAGCAGUGUGUCCAUGAAGAGUCACCGGUCUAUGGGUACUCCUGUUGUCUUCAACGAUGAGCGCCACUAUGUUGAUCAAAGAGUGGACCAGGAGAGCUCAGUGGUUCCCGGUGGUCACUCUGCCCAGCAGCAUCAAACGCACCUGGACUCCAUAUUUAGGCUACUGGAGGAGGACAUCGUCACUUUUGUGAAGAACGAGCUGAAGAAGAUCCAGAAGGUUCUGAGUCCAGAUUACCCAGACUGCUUAGAGAGUCAGAAGGAGGAUGAGGAGGUGUUAAAGGGUGAGGAUGAGGAGCAGAGAGGGAGAAGCAGAGAGGCAUUUGUGAAGAUCACACUUCACUUCCUGAGACGAAUGAAGCAGGAGGAGCUGGCUGACUGUCUGCAGAGCAGAACUCGUGCUGCAGUGUGCCGACGUAGCCUGAAGUCUGACCUGAGGAAGAAGUUCCAAGAGUUGAAUAUGUUGAAAGAGAAAAAGUUCAGCUUGGUGGAGCUUGUUCAUCACUUCUUUCCUGAAACCAAAGAAGCACGGUUUGAAGAGUUUGAUGUUUUGUUCAUCUUUGACGGUCUGGAUGAGUAUCGAUAUCGUCUGGAAUUUCAAACCACUGAGAUCCUGACUGAUGUCACAGAGUCCACCUCAGUGGCUUCCAAAAUGAAGAACAUCAAGUAUGAUGGAGGAGCUGAGACAGAUCCACACUGGAACCUGAAAGACUGUGGCAUCGAUAUCGAAGCAGCCUCAGUGUACUCAGGAGUGUUCACACAGGUCUUUAGAGAGGAAAGUGGACUGUACCAGAACAGGGUGUUCUGCUUCGUCCAUCUGAGUGUUCAGGAGUUUCUCGCUGCUCUUCAUGUCCAUCUGACCUUCUUCAACUCUGGAGUCAAUCUGAUGGAAGAAAAACCAACAACCUCCAACUGGUUUAUCCUACUACUGAACAAACCUGACCCAACUAGUCUCUACCAGAGUGCUGUUGACAAGGCCUUGCAGAGUCCAAAUGGACACCUAGACUUGUUCCUACGCUUCCUCCUGGGUCUUUCUCUGCAGACCAAUCAGGAUCUCCUCAGAGGCCUGCUAACACAAACAGGAAGUAGCUCACAGAACAAUCAGAAAACAGUCGAAUACAUCAAGAAGAAGAUCAGUGGGGAUCUGCAUGUAGAGAGAAGCAUCAACCUGUUCCACUGUCUGAAUGAACUGAAUUAUUGUUCUCUAGUGGAGGAGAUCCAACAGUCCAUGAGAUCAGGAAGUCUCUCCACAGAUAAACUGUCUCCUGCUCACUGGUCAGCUCUGGUCUUCAUCUUACUGUCAUCAAAAACAGAUCUGGACGUGUUUGACCUGAAGAAAUACUCUGCUUCAGAGGAGGCUCUUCUCAGGCUGCUGCCGCUGGUCAAAGUCUCCAACAAAGCUCUGCUCGGUGCCUGUAAGCUCUCAGAGAGAAGCUGUGAAGCUCUGUCGUCAGUCCUCAGCUCCCAGUCCUCUAGACUGAGACACCUGGACCUGAGUAACAACGAACUGCAGGAUUCAGGAGUGCAGCAUUUUUCUGCUGGACUGAAGAGUCCGCACUGCAGACUGGAAACUCUCAGUCUGUCAGGCUGUAUGAUCACAGAGGAAGGCUGUGCUUCUCUGGCCUCAGCUCUGAGCUCCAACCCCUCCCAUCUGAGAGAGCUGGACCUGAGAUACAAUCAUCCAGGAGACUCAGGAGAGAAGCGUCUGUCUGCUGGACUGAUGGAUCGCAACUGGAGACUGGAAACUCUCAGGGUGGACCAUAGUGGACUGCAGUGGUUGAAACCUGGUCUGAGGAAGUGUGUGGACCCUGCUAUGGAUCAGUGUGAGGACAGAGAGGAGGGAGACCCUCCCUCUGAAACUACUCUGUGUUGGGAACAUGACAGCCAGACCAAAGCUAAGAGGAGGAAACUGGAAAAGCCUGAACCCAGCUGUGUGUCCAUGAAGAGUGACAAGUCUAUGGGUAUUCCUGUUGUCUUCAACGAUGAACGCCACUAUGUUGAUCAAAGGAGGAAACUGGAAAAACCUGAACCCAGCUCAGUGUCCAUGAAGAGUGACAAGUCUAUGGGUACUCCUGUUGUCUUCAACGAUGAACGCCACUAUGUUGAUCAAAGAUUCCUCCACAGAGUGGACCAGGAGAGCUCAGAGGUUCCCGGUGGUCACUCUGCCCAGCAGCAUCAAACACACCUGGAUUCCAUAUUUAGGCUGCUGGAGGAGGACAUCGUCACUUUUGUGAAGAACGAGCUGAAAGAGAUCCAGAAGGUUCUGAGUCCAGAUUACCCAGAAUGCUUAGAGAGUCAGAAGGAGGAUGAGGAGGUGUUGGAGGGUGAGGAUAAGGAGCAGAGAAGGAGAAGCAGAGAGGCAUUUGUGAAGAUCACACUUCACUUCCUGAGAAGAAUGAAGCAGGAGGAGCUAGCUGACUGUCUGCAGAGCAGAACUCGUGCUGCAGUGUGCCGACGUAGCCUGAAGUCUAACCUGAGGGAGCAGUUCCAGUGUGUGUUUGAGGGGAUCUCUAAAGCAGGAAACCCAACCCUUCUGAAUCAGAUCUACACAGAGCUCUACAUCAUAGAGGGUGGGACUGCAGAGGUCAAUGAUGAACAUGAGGUCAGACAGAUUGAAAAGGCAUACAGGAAGCCAGCCAGACCAGAAACAACAAUCAGACGAGAAGACAUCUUUAAAGCCCCACCAGGAAGACAUGAACCAAUCAGAACAGUGCUGACAAAGGGAGUGGCUGGCAAUGGGAAAACAGUCUUAACACAGAAGUUCACUCUGGACUGGGCUGAAGACAAAACCAACCAGGACAUCCACUUCACAUUUCCAUUCACUUUCAGAGAGCUGAAUGCGCUGAAAGAGGAAAAGUUCAGUUUGGUGGAACUUGUUCAUCUCUUCUUUCCUGAAACCAAAGAAGCAGGGUUUGAAGAGUUUGAUGUUUUGUUCAUCUUUGACGGUCUGGAUGAGUAUCGAUAUCGUCUGGACUUUCAAACCACUGAGAUCCUGACUGAUGUCACAGAGUCCACCUCAGUGGCUGUGCUGCUGAUAAACCUCAUCAGGGGAAAACUGCUUCCCUCUGCUCGCCUCUGGAUAACCACGCGACCUGCAGCAGCCAAUCAGAUCCCUGCUGACUGUGUUGGCAUGGAGACAGAGGUCAGAGGGUUCACUGACCCACAGAAGGAGGAGUACUUCAGGAAGAAAUUCAGAGAAAAGGAGCAGGCCGGCAGAAUCAUCUCCCACAUAAAGAAAUCACGAAGCCUCCACAUCAUGUGCCACAUCCCAGUCUUCUGCUGGAUCUCUGCUACAGUUCUGGAGAAGCUGAUGAAAACCAGGGAGGGAGGAGAGCUGCCCAUGACCCUGACUGAGCUGUACAUCCACUUCCUGGUGGUUCAGUCCAAAAUGAAGAACAUCAAGUAUGAUGGAGGAGCUGAGACAGAUCCACACUGGAGUCCAGAGAGCAGGAAGAUGAUUGAAUCUCUGGGAAAACUGGCUUUUGGUCAGCUGCAGAAAGGAAACCUAAUCUUCUAUGACUCAGACCUGAAAGACUGUGGCAUCGAUAUCGAAGCAGCCUCAGUGUACUCAGGAGUGUUCACACAGGUCUUUAGAGAGGAAAGUGGACUGUACCAGAACAGGGUGUUCUGCUUCGUCCAUCUGAGUUUUCAGGAGUUUCUCGCUGCUCUUCAUGUCCAUCUGACCUUCUUCAACUCUGGAGUCAAUCUGAUGGAAGAAAAACCAACAACCUCCAACUGGUUUAUCCUACUACUGAACAAACCUGACCCAACUAGUCUCUACCAGAGUGCUGUUGACAAGGCCUUGCAGAGUCCAAAUGGACACCUAGACUUGUUCCUACGCUUCCUCCUGGGUCUUUCUCUGCAGACCAAUCAGGAUCUCCUCAGAGGCCUGCUGACACAAACAGGAAGUAGCUCACAGAACAAUCAGAAAACAGUCGAAUACAUCAAGAAGAAGAUCAGUGGGGAUCUGCAUGUAGAGAGAAGCAUCAACCUGUUCCACUGUCUGAAUGAACUGAAUUAUUGUUCUCUAGUGGAGGAGAUCCAACAGUCCAUGAGAUCAGGAAGUCUCUCCACAGAUAAACUGUCUCCUGCUCACUGGUCAGCUCUGGUCUUCAUCUUACUGUCAUCAAAAACAGAUCUGGACGUGUUUGACCUGAAGAAAUACUCUGCUUCAGAGGAGGCUCUUCUCAGGCUGCUGCCGCUGGUCAAAGUCUCCAACAAAGCUCUGCUCGGUGCCUGUAAGCUCUCAGAGAGAAGCUGUGAAGCUCUGUCCUCAGUCCUCAGCUCCCAGUCCUCUAGACUGAGACACCUGGACCUGAGUAACAACGACCUGAAGGAUUCAGGAGUGCAGCAUUUUUCUGCUGGACUGAAGAGUCCGCACUGCAGACUGGAAACUCUCAGUCUGUCAGGCUGUAUGAUCACAGAGGAAGGCUGUGCUUCUCUGGCCUCAGCUCUGAGCUCCAACCCCUCCCAUCUGAGAGAGCUGGACAUGAGCUACAAUCAUCCAGGAGACUCAGGAGAGAAGUGUCUGUCUGCUGGACUGAAGGAUCCAAACUGGAGACUGGAAACUCUCAGGGUGGACCAUAGUGGACUGCAGUGGUUGAAACCUGGUCUGAGGAAGUAUGUCUGUAAACUGGAACUGGACACAAACACAGUAAACAGAAGACUCAAACUGUCUGAAAACAACAGGAAGGUGACACGUGUGGAAAAGGAUCAGCCAUAUCCUGAUCAUCCAGACAGAUUUGACUGGUAUCCUCAGCUACUGUGUAGAACUGGUCGGACUGGUCGCUGUUACUGGGAGGUUGAGUGGAGAGGAAAAGUUGAUAUCUCAGUGAGUUACGGAGGAAUCAGCAGGGGAGGAGACAGUUAUGACUGUGUGUUUGGAGGGAAUGAUCAGUCCUGGAGUCUGAGGUGCUCUGAUGAAGGUUACUUUGUCUGCCGCAAUAACAUGAGAACAGAUCUCUUCUCCUCCUCUUCCUCCUCUGGUAGAGUAGCAGUGUAUGUGGACUGUCCUGCUGGCUCUCUGUCCUUCUACAGAGUCUCCUCUGACUCACUGAUCCACCUCCACACCUUCAACACCACAUUCACUGAACCUCUUUAUCCUGGGUUCAGGUUCUGGUCACCUGGUUCCUCAGUGUCUCUGUGUCCUCUGCAGGUCUGAGACUCUCUUCUGUGAACAGAAACUCUGCUGAGUGAAAUCAUUUCAGUCUGCUCACCAUGACUCACAACCUGCAAUGUGAAGCAGAUCUGUCUCAGACUCAAACACAAAACUUUCAUUUGUUCGUGAUGAUGAUCAACAUUUUCAUUGUUUCACUGGAAACACUUUGAGUAUUUCUUUUUUUGUUCAAUGUUUAUAAAUGCUAUCUAUACACUUCAUCUUGAGUGCCAUCUUUUGUUUAUGUAAUCGUGUUCAUAUUUGCUG